Papaver somniferum (opium poppy) is the source of this 1153-nucleotide messenger RNA. RefSeq names its product chlorophyll a-b binding protein CP26, chloroplastic-like. Lineage: Eukaryota; Viridiplantae; Streptophyta; Magnoliopsida; Ranunculales; Papaveraceae. Gene Ontology annotation, cellular component: plastoglobule; chloroplast thylakoid membrane. The coding region runs from base 114 to 971 and encodes 285 amino acids. Gene Ontology annotation, biological process: photosynthesis, light harvesting in photosystem I; response to light stimulus. The transcript has 6 exons. The record is from RefSeq and is a predicted model, not a curated record.
CUUACUUGGCUUCAAACAAUCAAGCAAAAAAAAAAAAAAAUCCGGAAAAAAAAAUCAAAAAAAAAAAAGAAAAAAGAGAGAGAGAGAGAGAGGAAAGAACUUCACUUAGCUCAAUGGCUUCUGUUGCAGCCUCGUCGACUGCAUUAGCAUCUGAAAUUCUUGGAAAUUCCUUGAAAAAGAGUUCACCUAGGUCAGCUCCAUCCUCAUCUAGUCCUGCUACAUUCAAAACAAUCGCGCUUUUCUCCAAGAAGAAGGCAGCACCACCAGCGAAAUCAAAGGCUGUAGCCCCAGCUAAUGAUGAACUCGCCAAGUGGUAUGGUGCUGACAGGAAGAUUUACUUGCCCGGUGGUCUCUUGGACAGGGAUGAAAUUCCCGAGUACCUAAAUGGAGAAGUUGCCGGAGAUUACGGUUAUGAUCCAUUUGGUUUGGGAAAGAAACCAGAAGACUUCGCCAAAUACCAGGGACAGGAGCUGAUUCACGCGCGAUGGGCAAUGCUCGGUGCUGCUGGAUGUAUCAUUCCUGAAGCCUUCAACAAAUUCGGUGCUAACUGUGGUCCUGAAGCCGUUUGGUUCAAGACUGGAGCUCUACUCCUUGAUGGAAACACAUUGAACUACUUCGGAAAGAAUAUCCCAAUCAAUCUUGUUCUUGCUGUUGUCGCUGAGGUUGUCCUUCUUGGCGGUGCUGAAUAUUACAGAAUUACCAAUGGCCUGGAUUUAGAAGAUAAGCUUCACCCAGGUGGUCCAUUCGACCCAUUAGGUCUCGCAGACGACCCAGACCAAGCAGCACUAUUGAAAGUGAAGGAGAUUAAGAACGGAAGACUUGCAAUGUUCUCCAUGUUUGCGUUUUUCAUCCAAGCUUACGUUACUGGUGAAGGACCCGUGGAGAAUCUUUCCAAACAUCUGAGCGAUCCAUUCGGCAACAACUUGCUCACAGUAAUUUCUGGAUCUGUGGAACGUGCACCAACUCUAUAAUUUUCCUACCACUAGUGUUGCACCCAUAUCUCAAUGUCAAUUUAUUGUAAAUUUAAUGAGAUGUUUCAAGGUUCUUUUAAUUAUUCUGCACCCGAAACUCAACUACUGUAUUCACUUGACAGAGCAAUUCCAGUUAUCUUACUAUCUUGUUCUAGUUACUAAAUCAAGAUUUGAAGUACCGA